This is a messenger RNA of Venustampulla echinocandica, 555 nucleotides long. RefSeq lists its product as uncharacterized. The coding region runs from base 1 to 555 and encodes 184 amino acids. The transcript has 2 exons. The record is from RefSeq and is a predicted model, not a curated record. Lineage: Eukaryota; Fungi; Ascomycota; Leotiomycetes; Helotiales; Pleuroascaceae.
AUGCCUGCGGAACCACCAUCAAAGGCGAAUCUCGACGCCGUCAGCAAUCAAGGCGAAUUCCACGCUAGAGUUCCUCCUUCGAAGCCGAUGAUGAGUGGCGGUCAUGCUGAGGGCGUGAAAGUCGGCAACGACGCAGUCCCCGGGUUCUCCGCCGAGACUCUUCGUGCAGGAACAGCACCGCAAGACCGUUCAUUCGCGGCUAACGCACAGUCAGACGUGCCGGCCCAGGAGAUAGAUGCCGAUGAGGCACGGAAGGCCUUCCAAUCCGCGGACGUCGUCAGUGGCCGGACCGCUAAAUCUGAUGUGCGGAAUGAGUUGGGUGUAGGUGUUGCUGAUAGUAAUCCGAUUCCUGGUGCUACCAGCAAGGAUGUGCAUCAGGGUCUCGGGCACCCGGGGAGUGGGCAGUCGAGUAAAGAGUUGCAUGGUGAUGGGGCGUAUCCGGGGAAGAGGGAUAGACAUGGUUUGGCUGGUGUUGGGGGUGAUCGGGCGGAUAGUAUUAAGGAGAGGGGUUUGGAUAGUGACCAUCAGAAGGGACUUAAUACAGACAGGUAUUAA